Messenger RNA from Setaria italica (foxtail millet), 2716 nucleotides. Its product is annotated as shaggy-related protein kinase alpha. The record is from RefSeq and is a predicted model, not a curated record. Gene Ontology annotation, biological process: protein phosphorylation; signal transduction. The transcript is spliced from 13 exons. Gene Ontology annotation, molecular function: protein serine/threonine kinase activity; ATP binding. NCBI's taxonomy places the organism in Eukaryota, Viridiplantae, Streptophyta, Magnoliopsida, Poales, Poaceae. The coding region runs from base 932 to 2158 and encodes 408 amino acids. Gene Ontology annotation, cellular component: cytoplasm.
UCCUGUCCUCCAAUCCUCCUCCCCGAACCAGCGCCGCAGUCCGUCUUCUGCCACCGCGCCGGCCGCUGCCGUCUUCUCUCCCAGUCGCCCAUCUCUUCUUCGUUCUUUUCUUCCCACCAGGCCACUCUCAGCAGCUGCUUCCUCUCCCGUUCCCACCCUCGACCGCCUCCGCUUCGUUUUCCUCAAGCCGGCCGCUUCUGCUCCCAUCCUGCCGGUUGCCUCCUCACCUCACUAGAUCCGCCGUCCGUCGACCAGCGGUAGGCGUCGACCACCAUGGAGUAGGUGCCUAAGCUUCCGGCCUCCGCCUCGAAGGCGCCAGGAACACGAGUCCACGCGCCGCGACGGGCUCCAACUUCCACGACGGCGACGGGCGACGGUGGCGCCGCCAGCCUGUUUCGACUCGCUUCCUCGUCUCCUGCUGACGACCAUCGACGAGCCGAGCUCGGGCUUCGUUCAAGCCAAACUCGAGCCUUCCUGGCUGGAAGCUCGAAGGUCAAACCAGGCUCGGCUCGAGUUGGUGUCGAGCUCGAGCCGUGCUCCUGAGCCUGCUCGUGGUCGGCUCGUCGACAGCCCUCAGCCCUGCAUCGGUUUUCUAUUAUAACUGCGCUGCGCGUCUGCGCCGCCGCCUCUGCUCCUCUGCUGCCCCCUUCAAAUCGGGCACCACAACCCUGGAGACUGGGAGUAGAGGGGGGAGCCGAACGAAUUGGGAUCGAAUCUGUUCCUCAAUUAAUCCCUCGAUUAGAGCUGCCCCGCCCUUUGGAAAUCCUCUGAUCUGGUGAUUUGGGGUCGGAGCCUUGUUGUCUUCUUAAUGUGUGCUUUGGGGACUUAUAUUGGUCAUGCAACUUAGUCAAAAGGUGAACUGAGUAUAUUUCAGUCAGUGGAAGAAAGGAAUUUGGUCAAUUAAUUUUACCACAAAGUGGAACCGGGCAAUAUGACAUCAGUAGGUCUACUGAAUCCCUCAUCAGGUUAUGAAGCUAGUACUAGUGGCGCCACUGAUAGAUUGCCAGAUGAGAUGAAUGGGAUGAGCAUAAGAGAUGAAAAGGAAGUUGAAGCUGUUGUUGUCAAUGGCAAUGGGAUGGAGGUUGGUCAUACCAUCGUAACAUCUGUUGGUGGAAGAAAUUCGCAGCCAAGGCAGACUAUUAGUUACAUGGCAGAGCGUAUUGUGGGGCAAGGUUCAUUUGGAGUUGUCUUCCAGGCCCGGUGUCUGGAAACUAGUGAGAGAGUAGCUAUAAAGAAAGUUCUUCAAGAUGUGAGGUACAAGAACCGUGAACUGCAAACAAUGCAAGUUCUUGAUCACCCUAAUGUUGUAUGCUUGAAGCAUUACUUUUGCUCAACAACUGAUAAGGAAGAGCUUUACCUCAAUUUGGUGCUUGAAUAUGUGCCAGAAACUGUUCACCGUGUUAUUAAACAUUACAAUAAAAUGAAUCAACGGAUGCCGUUGAUAUAUGUCAAACUCUAUAUGUACCAGAUUUGUAGAGCUUUGGCAUACAUGCAUAAUUGUGUAGGAGUAUGCCACAGAGAUAUAAAGCCACAAAAUAUUCUGGUGAACCCACAUACUCAUCAACUGAAAUUGUGUGAUUUUGGCAGUGCGAAAGUCUUGGUACGAGGGGAACCAAAUAUUUCAUAUAUCUGUUCUAGAUACUACAGAGCUCCAGAGCUCAUAUUUGGUGCUACAGAGUACACGACAGCUAUUGAUGUGUGGUCUGCUGGCUGUGUUCUUGCUGAACUUCUUCUAGGGCAGCCUGUUUUUCCUGGGGAUAGUGGCGUCGAUCAGCUUGUUGAAAUUAUCAAGGUUCUAGGUACUCCAACACGAGAUGAAAUUAAGCGCAUGAACCCAAACUAUACUGAGUUUAAGUUCCCACAAAUCAAAGCUCACCCAUGGCACAAGAUCUUCCACAAAAGAAUGCCAUCUGAAGCUGUAGAUCUUGUUUCACGGCUCCUACAGUACUCACCAAACCUCCGGUGCACUGCAUUGGAGGCUUUAAUCCAUCCAUUCUUUGAUGAACUACGUGAUCCGAAUGCCCGAUUACCGAAUGGUCGUUCUCUUCCCCAUCUCUUCAAUUUUAAGCCUAAUGAGUUAAGAGGAGUACCGAUGGAGUUUCUCAUGAAAUUAAUUCCUCAGCAUGCUAAGAAGCAAUGUGCCUUCUUAGGAAUAUGAGAAAGCGGUUCAGAAUGCUCACAAAAAAAGAAGGAAUCAUCAAAUGCUGUGUUGAAAACUGCAGAGUAGCAUUUGCCUACAGUAUUAUUGGAUGGGCAAUGCAUGCUGUUAUCUUUCACUCUGGCUGUCAUGUCACGUGUUUCUUCUAUCACUGCAGCGAGCCCUUUCACCACAUUCUGUAAAGCAGAUGAGGACACAAAGCGAGUGGUCAUCCUUUCAUGUGGUCUGUAUAUUGAUCUGCCCCGACCUUGAGGACUCGAUUCUUUGCGUAUCUUAUUCUUCGUUUUUUGGAGAUGGAUUCUUUGCAUAUCUGUAUCACCAAAUGAAGAAAAAAGAACUCAUGUGUAUGUUUGAUCUGAAUUCUUUUUCCUGAGCCUGUAUCUGUUUUCAGCUACCAUUGGAGUUGAAGCCUUUUAAUCUGUAAUAGUCAUGAGCAAGGAAAGAUCAUCUACAGAUGAUGCAUUUUCCAGUCUAAGCUAUUCUUUAUAUUUCUAUUAUUCUUUUGUGUUCAACAUCGGUUCCUAUUAAGUAAUGCAUAAAUUGUUAACUGUUUGGUUU